Messenger RNA from Diversispora eburnea, 420 nucleotides. NCBI's taxonomy places the organism in Eukaryota, Fungi, Glomeromycota, Glomeromycetes, Diversisporales, Diversisporaceae. The record is from the annotation of a GenBank genome assembly.
AUGAGCAACGAAACUCCUCCUGCCGUAGCUUUCGAUGUUGAAAUCAAAGAAAACCCUUCAGCACCUAUCCCUGAACAUAUUUUGAAAAGGUUCGCUGAAGAAAAAGAAAAUAAGGGUCUCAGUGAAGAAGAAAUCAGAGCAAAACUCGCGGCUGCUGAAGAAAGAAAGAAACAACAAGAAGCAGAAAAAGUUCAAAGGGCUGCAAAUGAAGUUGCCCACGCAAAAAAGGUUGCCGAAGAGCAACGUCGCCUUUCGGACGCGAACACCAGAGAGGGUUUGGCCAAAUUACAAGAAAAACUUGAGAAGGCUGAAACUCGAAAAGAAGAGGUAGUUAAAGAACGUCUUGAAAAGCUCGAAAAACAUCAUGACAAGAUUGAAAAGGUGGAACCUACUUCCAAACCCGAAGAAACCAAAUCUUAA